Molecule: messenger RNA, 1201 nt
Organism: Exaiptasia diaphana
Lineage: Eukaryota; Metazoa; Cnidaria; Anthozoa; Actiniaria; Aiptasiidae
Exons: 3
Coding region: 89-868 (259 amino acids)
Cellular component (GO): cytosol
Source: RefSeq, a predicted model, not a curated record
ACGACUACUUUUGUCGAAAACGAGGAAAUACGCUUCCUGCACCCAUUUUGUAUAUCAGUUAACAGUGAUAUCAUUGAUUCAUCGAGUCAUGCAAGUGGAAACAAUGCGAUACCCAAAAACAUCAGGAAGAAUGUUGGUCGAAAAUGACCUUUUCUUACCGUUCUUCCAAGAGGAGCGCUGUACUUCAUAUGAUGAGAUCGAUUUGGACAACGCAAAAUCCUUCUCUCAAGAUUUGUUCAAUAGUGAAGCCAGCGUCAUGAUCCGCGAUAUUGCCAAGCAUUCGACGUUUAUCCAGGGAAUGGCUGAAGGAACACUUGAUCCAGAAAUCUAUGCUGGACAUCUGGUUCAAGAUGCGGCCUAUUGCUUUAAUGCAGUCAAAACUCUUGACAGGGCAGCAGAAUCAUGUCAAUCAAAUGGAGCCCCUGAGUUCGCCUCGCUAUUCAGAUCCUACUCAAAGAAAUUCAAGACCUACAACCAAGAUUUUGUCAAGAAAUGGAAGCUCAACAGCCAGAGCGUAGAAAUGGGUCCAGCAGCCGCGAUUUCCGUGGGUUUUGAGACAUGUUUAAGCCGUGAAGACCCAAGGUUUCUCCCCAUUGCUAUGUUGCCGAGUCAAAUGCUUUGGUCUUGGAUUGCUGGUGAGCUGAUUGGGUCAGUUAAUGAAGACAACCCAUAUUAUCACUGUUUCCAUGACAACAAACCCGAUCCAUCUGGCAAGAAGAGCACAGUGGAAAUGUUUGUUGAUUCCUUUUUCAAGACUCUGGAUGAAGYAGAAAAAGAGAAAGCUCUGAUGAUUUUCUUGGARAGUAUGGUGAAUGAGGUGAACUWUUUUCGCGAUGCUUGUGGUGAAAUGCUCGAAUUAGUCCACUGAGUAAUACCAAAAACAUACCCGACUCCAAAUUUAUCAGCCAAUAACAUAACAAAAGUGCUUUUUUCGCUGAAUAAAAUCAUGUUUAAUAUAAUAAAACUGAUUAAUAUGGUAUAAUAUAUCAAUACCAUUAAUUUGAUAUGAUAAUAUGGUUUUCAAAUGAUAUUUUUGUAUAUACAAUACUCAUAGCGCUGGUUUGAUUAUUGGUUCGAUGUCUCUUUGCCAUUUAAAAUAUUGCUAAAUGGAGUCGAGUUAGAAAUGAUUACUAUACUUUUAUAACCUACUUUACUUGUAUUAUAUGUAUACAACAUUUGUCCAAUUUUUAUAAGUUAAUUA